CCUCGGAGCAGUGAAGGCAUCCCGCGCCUCUUCCGCCGCUUCCUCGCCGCGCCCCCGCGGAGCCCCGCCGGCAUGUUGCCCUGUCGCCUCCACUGCGCCCUGGCGCUCCUCGUCUCGGUGGCCUUGGCGUGGAGCACCGGGGCCGCCGCGCCUUCCGACCCGAGGCUCCGGCAGGUCCUGCAGAAAUCCUUGGCCGCCGCCGCGGGGAAACAGGAACUGGCCAAGUACCUCCUGGCAGAGCUGUUGUCGGAACCCAGCCAGGCAGAGAACGAGGCCCUGGGCUCCGACGACGUGUCCCGCGGGGCCGAACAGGAUGAGGUCAGGCUGGAACUCGAGAGGUCGGCCAACCUGAACUCGGGUCUGACACCUCGGGAACGCAAAGCCGGAUGCAAAAAUUUCUUCUGGAAGACCUUCACUUCCUGUUAGGUUCCCAAACCUCUUCUUCCCCUUCGCUCCACUCUGACCUCCCCCUGAUUUCUCAGUCUCUUCAUGCCAGGAGCUGAAGACUGUAAUAGAAAACCUAUUGUUGAGGUAAAAGGGAAAAAAAAAAGAAGAAGAA
Messenger RNA from Candoia aspera, 559 nucleotides. It is a transcript of the gene SST, whose product is annotated as somatostatin. Gene Ontology annotation, molecular function: hormone activity. The record is from RefSeq and is a predicted model, not a curated record. Lineage: Eukaryota; Metazoa; Chordata; Lepidosauria; Squamata; Candoiidae. The coding region runs from base 73 to 426 and encodes 117 amino acids. Gene Ontology annotation, cellular component: extracellular region. The transcript is spliced from 2 exons. Gene Ontology annotation, biological process: regulation of cell migration.